GCUAGACAGGACGCGCCGCCGCCGCUACAAGAGAAGCACGCUGACUGAUCGGCAUUAACCGGCCGGCUGCCAUGGAGAUGCCGCCGCCGCCACCACCUCCUCCUUUUGGUGGCCAGGCCGCCGGUAGAGGAGGCAACAAGCCUGACAGGAAGACGGUGGAGCGCAACCGCCGGAAUCAGAUGAACGCCCUCUAUUCCCGCCUCGACUCGCUCGUCCGCGCCGGCAGCUCGCCGUCGUCGUCUGCAGCCGCAGCGGUGCAGCGUGGGCCACCGGCGAUGACUCGGCCGGACAGGCUGGAGGAAGCGGCGGCGUACAUCAGGCAGACGACGGAGAGAGUGGAGAGGCUCAAGGAGAGGAAGCGGGAGCUGCUGACGUCCGCGAGGGCUUCGUCGUCCCAGGGCUCCGGCUCCGGCUCUGGGGCUGCGGCGGAGGUGGAGGUGCAGCACCUGGGGUCGGGCCUGCACGCCAUCCUCGUCACCGGCGCGCCGCCGAGCGAGGGGGCGUCGUUCCACCGCGCGGUGCGCGCCGUGGAGGAGGCCGGCGGCGAGGUUCAGAACGCGCACUUCUCUGUUGUCGGCGCUAGGGCCAUCUACACCAUCCACACGCUGGUCGCAGAGGGUGGCAUUGAGAGGGUGGUACAGAGAUUAAAGGCAGCACUGCGUGGAGACGCAUGAUCUUAUGCGACCAAAAAAUAACAAACUUGGGCUAAUAAUGAAUGCUUGGUAAACUGUCAACUAUCUAGAGCAUUUCCUACUAACUUUGUGUGAAUGGAUGCAAAGCUGGGAAACUGCUUCAGUGGUGGCGCGUUGGCUAACUGCCAGUCAACGCAUGCUGUCUAGCUUGGAGCUAUAUACCUGCUCUCUGCUUCUGGGUUCUUGAGGCAGAUAGAAUAAUAAUAUUAAUUGCUACUCCAAAUGCCUUUUGAUCCUUGACUUUGACAAGGUAAAUUUUUUUUCUUAUGGAUUACUGCCUCCAAUCAGCUUACGGUCACGCUGGAGAGAGUAAACGUGAAACACGUGAGGCAGUGAAAAUUCUGCAAC
This is a messenger RNA of Sorghum bicolor (sorghum), 1040 nucleotides long. Its product is annotated as transcription factor bHLH162. Bases 72 to 674 code for a protein of 200 amino acids. The record is from RefSeq and is a predicted model, not a curated record. Lineage: Eukaryota; Viridiplantae; Streptophyta; Magnoliopsida; Poales; Poaceae. Gene Ontology annotation, biological process: regulation of transcription by RNA polymerase II. Gene Ontology annotation, molecular function: protein dimerization activity; RNA polymerase II transcription regulatory region sequence-specific DNA binding; DNA-binding transcription factor activity, RNA polymerase II-specific. Gene Ontology annotation, cellular component: RNA polymerase II transcription regulator complex. The transcript is spliced from 3 exons.